This is a messenger RNA of Alternaria atra, 759 nucleotides long. RefSeq lists its product as uncharacterized. The transcript has 2 exons. The record is from RefSeq and is a predicted model, not a curated record. The coding region runs from base 1 to 759 and encodes 252 amino acids. Lineage: Eukaryota; Fungi; Ascomycota; Dothideomycetes; Pleosporales; Pleosporaceae.
AUGACGACUACUACUACUACCACAACACCGACGACAACCUACAACUACGUCUACACGACCUACACAAAUGCUUCGCCUAGUCCCUUCACCAAACCCACCGAGUUUCCGUCCAUAUUCAGCUACGGCCCUGCGGUGGGAUGCGCCUCGAAUUCCGUUAGCCCUGAGCAAUCUGCGCAACCAUCCAACCACCCUAUCGGUCGGCCAGAGGGCCUCAAUGGCGGAUGUGUCAUCAGCAACGAUGCUGACGUCAACGAGCAUGCUUUCUGGGACAUAAGCCAAGCUCACGACGGCACCCUCGCUUUCUACAACCUCAGUGGUGAUUUGAAGGAAGUUGAAGCUACGCAGAUGGUCGAAGAGGUCAAGGCAUCCUACCCCAGCAUCUGUCCACUCGAUAUCAACCUCGUCAUGGAGACCAAAUAUGUUUCGUCCACAUGGACAGCGUCCACUCAGAGCGAGUACGACAUGGCCCCCUUCGUCUUGGCUCUGAGACAAAGCUUGUGUGAGCUCAAGGGUUUCUUCACGCGGCACGCCAAACAACUUCGUAAGCAACAUGGGGGAAUCCAGAAUCACAAGUCGCUUGGAGAACCGAUGACCAAGAUUGGAGAUACCGUGGACAAGACAGUUUUGAUAGCGCUGAGUUCGCAAGUCUUCGCGAUCCACGGUGAGCAACUGGCGACGGCGAACGCUCGUGGAUGUGGGUACAUAAAUGAAUUGAUCGCUGCCAUCGAUGGAGCAUUGGACCGCGAUCAGACCUUGUAA